Messenger RNA from Puntigrus tetrazona (Sumatra barb), 3928 nucleotides. RefSeq names its product SRSF protein kinase 1b (gene srpk1b). Bases 801 to 2819 code for a protein of 672 amino acids. Gene Ontology annotation, molecular function: ATP binding; protein kinase activity. Gene Ontology annotation, biological process: spliceosomal complex assembly; regulation of mRNA processing; protein phosphorylation. The record is from RefSeq and is a predicted model, not a curated record. NCBI's taxonomy places the organism in Eukaryota, Metazoa, Chordata, Actinopteri, Cypriniformes, Cyprinidae. The transcript has 16 exons.
AAAAAAAACGAGAGUUGCGUCAGUGCACUCUAUUAUUUUAUUUAUUUUUUUUCUGAAGAAACACUGCCACCAAGUGGUGAUUUAUCAUAACAGUCAAAUUUUUGGAAGUGGAAAAUAACGUUACAUAAUUAAUAUGUAGGCUAGUGCAGAUUACCGUAAACCACACCUUGGGCUAAAUAUGUGUCAUCAUUUAUUAAUUUCCUCGGGUGACUCCAAAAACUCACGUAAAUGGGGUAAAAGAAGGUAAUAAUUUAUGCGUAACAUACAGGAACAACAUAGCUUAAUAGCAAAGCAUGCAUUUUGUUGGUGUAUAGUACAAAAAACUGCACUGACCAACAAUGAUUUGCCUCAGUUAUGAAAUAUGAAGUAUCUUUAUCUAGCCAGUGCUCUUUGUUCACAAAUUACCUCUUAUUUCCAUUGAAAUUACUGUAUUAUAUUUUUUAAGGUUUUUUAAGGGGGUUUUGGAUUAGUUAUUUAUGCACAUAGACAUGACGAUGAAAUAUCCAACCACUAAAUCUUAAACACUAUGGAGCACAGACUAGAGUUUGUUUCUUUCAACAUACUUGGAUAAUUGAUAGUAUUUUUUUAUUAUAAAAAUACAUAAAAUACUAUUUUUUUCAAUUUGACAAAAUAACUAGAAACGAUGGUUUACUCUGAAACUACGAGAAAGUCAAAAGCAUGAAUCUAGAGUUUAAUAAAUGAUGUUGAUAUCUAAGAAAUGAACUGCGUGUGUGUGAGAGAGAGGAGAAAGAGAGAGUUCCGAUUCAAUUCUGUAUUAAUGUGUUUAACAUAAUUAACAUAUGAACGGUCCCUCUACUCAACAGCUAUUAAACCAGACUCGACUUUUGGCUCAAACUCUCGACAACUACUCUGCGCUGGACUCAUUUCUUGCACUUCAGGCGAGGAAGAAAAGGACCAAAAAGAAACCCGCCAAAAAGCCUGAUCCCCACCCGAGGGGAGCCGCACAGCAGCCUGACUCACUGCAGGAGCAAGAUGAGGAGAUCUUGGGUUCAGAUGAUGAGGAACAGGAGGAUCCUAAUGACUACUGCAAGGGUGGUUAUCAUCAUGUGAAAAUAGGCGACCUGUUUAAUGGACGGUAUCACAUAAUCCGGAAGCUGGGAUGGGGUCAUUUCUCUACUGUUUGGUUUGCUUGGGACAUACAAGGGAAGCGUUUUGUGGCCAUGAAAGUGGUUAAGAGCGCAGAGCACUACACUGAAACGGCACUCGAUGAGAUCAAGCUCCUGAGAGCGGUCAGGAACACAGACCAGAACGAUCCCAGCAGGGAGAAAGUGGUGCAGUUAUUGGACGACUUCAAGAUCUCGGGCGUGAAUGGAACCCAUGUAUGUAUGGUGUUUGAAGUUCUCGGCCACCAUCUGCUGAAGUGGAUUAUCAAGUCCAACUACCAGGGCCUUCCGCUGCCGUGUGUCAAGAGCAUUAUUCGGCAGGUUUUGCAAGGCCUGGAUUACCUGCACACCAAGUGUAAGAUCAUUCACACGGAUAUAAAGCCUGAAAACAUCUUGAUGGAUGUGAAUGAGGCGUAUGUCAAAAGACUGGCAGCAGAGGCCACAGAAUGGCAGAAAUCUGGAGCUCCGCCACCUUCAGGAUCUGCAGUGAGUACAGCUCCAGCCCCAAAACAAAUGGGCAAAAUGUCCAAGAACAAGAAGAAAAAGAUGAAGAAGAAACAGAAGCGUCAGGCUGAGCUCUUGGAGAAGAGGAUUCUGGAGAUAGAGGGGCUGGAGAAAAGCCCUGAGGGAGGAGAAGAGGAAGAGGAGGAUGAAACCGAGACACCCGACAGCACCCCGUCAGUCCCCACCAGUCACACCCUGCAUGACAUCACAGCUGAGGCCACAUUGGAUGGCAUCUCAGAUGGUUGGUCUCAGCACAGAGGAGCCAUCAACGGUCACAGCCAGGGCCCUGAGGAAGAGCAGACCCUGGAUCUCCAGCAGCAGAUGAAGGACGACACCCCCGUGAACCCCUACGACAGCGGCACAGAGGGCUCCGAGCCUACUAACCCUUACCCGGCAUGCAACGGCACCGUAGAGAACGAGCCCAGUCCUCCGUCCCCUGUCGCCACAGACGGUAAUGGACCUUUGAUUUGUGGCAUGGUUGAGUCACAGUGCCCUAGGGUGCAGGAUCAAGAGAGCCCCACGGCGGAGCUGAACAGCUCCGGUUCUGUUGAGGGCCCCAGAGCGGAGAUGGGCCUCACCAUGGAGGUGGACCCCAGCGCGCAGGCGGCCACAGAGGAGGAGAGCCUGAAGGACGCUAAGAUUGCAGCAGGAAACCUGCUAGUCAACCCCCUGGAUCCGCUAAAUGCUGAUAAGAUCCUAGUGAAAAUCGCUGACCUGGGCAACGCCUGCUGGGUGCACAAGCACUUCACAGACGACAUACAGACGCGGCAGUAUCGCUCUCUGGAGGUGUUGAUUGGAGCAGGAUAUGGCACCCCAGCUGACAUCUGGAGCACAGCUUGCAUGGCAUUUGAGCUGGCAACAGGCGAUUACCUGUUUGAGCCUCACUCCGGAGAGGAUUAUUCCAGAGAUGAAGAUCACAUCGCAUUGAUCAUCGAGCUGCUGGGGAAAAUUCCUCGUAAACUCGUCAUGAACGGCAAAUACUCGAAGGAAUUUUUCACCAAGAAAGGUGACCUGAGGCACAUCACCAAACUGAAACCAUGGGGUUUGCAAGACGUGCUGGUCGAAAAGUACGAAUGGCCCCGAGAGGAAGCCCAGAAUUUCUCAGACUUCCUCCUUCCGAUGUUGGACCUCAUCCCAGAGAAAAGAUCAACGGCUGCCGAGUGCCUCCGUCAUUCCUGGAUCGCCUCCUAGUGGCCAAAAAGCUCCAAAGCGUGCGCGCACACACUCUCACGCGCCCAUGAAUGCUCACUGAUAAGACACCGGGAGUCACGGCAGAUAUUAGCCGCAAGUGCAAGAAGGUCCGCUCACACAGAUCCAGUUCUCAAAUUGUCGUCGCUUUUUUUUUACGUAAUUGGUAUGAUUUAAGUGUACCGUCAUUUCAGUGGUUUGUGCUCAUACCGAUUUAUCUAACAGCCACUUUUCUAUCAAUAUCCGUCAUAUCACGGGACGGUUUGAAACAUGUCAGGAUUGAUUUAUCUUCUCAAGAGUUCCACUUCUCUGUUUUCUUAGUGUUUGCAGUAAAAUCGGACUCGGUAGCUGAUUGUAGUGGGGUUUUUUUUCAUUGUAUUAAAAAAAGAUUGUUAAUUGCAGCAUCCUUCGAACUGUUUUCCGUGUCUUCACAAAGGGUUUUACCGAAUGAAUGAAUGAAGGAAACACAAGUGGAUGUGUUCAAAGUCCAGAAAUCUUCAUAUUGAAUGUGAGCCACUAUACAGUGCAAGAGAAACAAACGUGUAUUUUUACCACAAAAGGGCAAGGAGAAAAUCAAAGUAGAAAAUGCUAACCUUUCAGGUGUCAUAAAAUCCAUAAAGGACUAUCAUGGUUUGUAUAACAGUAAUAAUGACAUUUAUUGUGCGUAUGCCAGGGAGGAGUUUUGGUAUCAAGGUCAUUACAAAAUCUCAAAUCAGUGAAAACAUUUCAAAUUUUUUGUACAUACUCAUACCAAAGAGUUGGUUCUUCACACGAUCAGUGUUGUACAGUCCCAUUAUUUGUGUACAGUUUUGCUAUGAAUGAAUGGCUUGAGGAAAAUGUUUGAGAAUCACUGAUUUAGAGAUGCCUUGAUGUGAAUCUGCAAUGAUCUGUGCAUCUUUUUGAGCUUUUUUUUCCUCCCCACAGUGUUGCUUCAAGCAGCAGAUUUCGAAGGGCCUUUGCUUUCUCUUUUGGACGAGGCAGUUUCAUUGUCCUUCACGAAUAUCAUCUGCUUCUCCGCUACUUUUUCAUGAAUGUCUCCGCUUUUGAUUGUUCGGCACUGAACUAAAAUAGUUUCUGUAGUAACUUCAAAUAAAGUUUUUGAAAUGGCAAAA